This is a messenger RNA of Coprinopsis cinerea okayama7#130, 2904 nucleotides long. RefSeq lists its product as hypothetical. Lineage: Eukaryota; Fungi; Basidiomycota; Agaricomycetes; Agaricales; Psathyrellaceae. The coding region runs from base 1 to 2904 and encodes 967 amino acids. The transcript is spliced from 4 exons. Gene Ontology annotation, molecular function: protein binding. Gene Ontology annotation, biological process: cell surface receptor signaling pathway. The record is from RefSeq and is a predicted model, not a curated record.
AUGGCAUCCCACCUUCUUAGCCCCAACCCGCCCGAACGACAGGUUGGAUGUCUGUCGUUUUUCCGUCGCAAAUCCGUGGACUCGAGCUCGAGUCGCACUGAUCGAUUUUCGUGUUCUCUCCGACCCAAGGAUAAGCAGAAGACCAAGAGUACCUCGGGAACGACACAAUCAUCCGCCAGCGAAUAUGCAUUCGACACCACAAAACAGACGAUCGACAUCCUUCGACAAUUCUCUGAGCUAUUGCCCGUGCCUGGCGCCAAGCAAGUCCUAGAGAUUGGGCUUUUGCUUAUGACUACCUAUGAGGACGUUUCCGCUCUCGAUGAGCAAGUCAAAGGACUCAACAACCGCAUCGGUGAAUUGAUGUUGGUCAUGGUGUACGGACUUGCGGACAAGACUGUGCAUGAUAUCCCCGCGCAGCUUCUCCGGGACAUCGAGAAACUCGGAGUGGAUCUACAAGUUAUCCAGCAGGAGAUAGCCAAGAUCACCGCCCAGAACCGACUGUUGUUAGUCUUCUUCAAGGACGUCAAUAGGUCCAAGCUCGACUCUUGCAUCGAAAGACUCAAUGAUGCACUGCAGUCCUUCAAUAUGAGCAGGACACUGGAUGCGGCCCAUAUGCUUUCACAAAUUCAACGAAAGCUGGGAGGGAUCCAGAAGGGUGUUGGCAAUAUCGAGAAUAAGGUUGACGAAAUGCACGCUUGGAUGCUGAAAAGCAAGGACGCUCAUAAUGGGCAAUACGCUCUGUCGCUGGAGGAGAUGCCCAUUCUGCCUCGGUUAUUUGGGCGCCAGCGGGUCAUCGCCGAGGUAGUCGAACGUUUGAUGCAGCCGAAACCUCGAAUUGGAGUUGUGGGAGCCGGCGGGAUGGGGAAAACGUCCGUGGCUGUAGCGGCAAUGCUAGAUCCACGAAUCCAUGCCAUUUACAAAGAGUGCCAUCGGUUCUGGGUUCCAUGCAUCGGCGCCACGUCUCUUCUCACUUUCGUUCUAAUCCUCAAGAAGUCGCUUCGCAUUUCACUCGACACCAGUUCCCCGCUCAAGGAUAUCCUCGACGCUCUCAAGUCGACGCCAGAACCCCGCCUUGUUCUGCUGGACAAUCUGGAGACAGUUAUGCAGCUCCCUGAGAUUAUCUCGGAGGGUGGAAAGCUGUCCGGAGAGAUCGUUCUGAACCAGCUUGCAGCCAUCCCCCACAUCUCCCUAGUGGUCACCAUCCGAUCCAAUACCCUUCCCUCCGACGUUAUUUCAUGGGACCUCAUCCAUCUCGAGGGUGUCGCUCGCGAAGAUGCCAGAGCCAUUUUCACCAACAUUUGUCCGUCGGCGACUGCCAAACCGGGCCUGGACGAGUUAUUGGAGGCAUUGGGUUAUAUGCCCUACGCGGUGACCCUCCUGGCCAAACAGGCUGUAAAGUCUGUGAUGGACCCAGGAGACCUUCUUCAAGCGUGGAAACGAAGAGGUGCCAAAGCUUUGACGAAGGACUUGCGGGACAAGAUGAACCGUUCCCUCGAGUUCUCGAUAGAGUCUCCCGUUCUCAAGGACGACCCGGAUGCGCAAAGGUUGCUCUCAAUCCUUGGAAAACUCCCUUCUGGAACAACCCGGCGCCAUCUGGAACAAUGGUGGGGAAAGGACAUCGACAGCCUUUCCAGUGCAGUCGCGACGCUCAAUGACACGGCUCUGGUUACCAUACGACACCACGACGAUCAGUCACCGACCCUUUACGUCCUUCCUGUUGUCCAGUCCUACCUCCACGAACAUCCUCAGUACAAUACCGUUGAAGACCAAAGAUUCGUUCUGGAAGCGUGCUGUCGAUUCGUUUUGGACCAUGCUUCCUUCCCCGGAGACAGGCAUUUCAAGACCCACCUCGAAGAACUCGACAUUGAAAAGACCAACAUACUGGUGAUUUUUCUCGACGCGACGAUGGAGAAACUCCGUCGAUUGGAAAUGUGUGACGACGUCGAGCUUGUCUUGAAGGCGAUGGUAGCGUUUGGGUGGUAUCAACUACGGACCAAGACUAGCCUCGAAUUGCUAUCGCAUUUAUUCGAGAAGGUCAUCAACGAGGAGUGUGCUUCGGAAAUCCCGAUUCUUCGCCAAGUGGCUGAAGCGCGGUACUGCCUUGGACGAAUGAACUGGGCUAUCUCACGAUACCAAGAUGCCUGUGCGGACCUUGAGAAGGCUCGGGCGACCUUCCGAAAACUCGGCACCCCACAGGACCUCGUUCGCGCUGGAGACUCAACGCUUCUUCUGGCCGACGUCCAGAUGCGGCUGAAUCAACACCCCGACCUGGUUCGAACCUUGGUGCAUGAUGCCGAAGGGGAAGUAGGCGACGAUCUCAAAGGAAAAGCGAUGGUUCUUCAGCGUUUAGGUGACUACCACCUAUGGAUCGGUCAGCCGCUGGAAGGGCUGGAAUACGCGGCGAGGGCGAGGGCAUUGCUUGACCAACUCAAACCCGCGCCUGGAUUGGAGCUGUGUCACUGUGUGUUCAUCGUAACCAAGUGCCACGCCAGUCUCCACACAGACCGCUGGCUGGACGCAAGCAUCGAAUUCGUCGAGUUGGCGAAAUGGGCUGGUCUACCUGCGACGAUCGCAGCGGCCCUCCAGUGUUUGGCGGGUUGUCAUAUUUGGCUCGGAAACUAUGAAGACGCCGUACGUACCUUGAAGGAAGCAUCGGUGCUCUGUGAACAAGUGGGGUCUCCGCUGCGCUUGGCAAUUGUAUUGGCUUUGAGUGGGUACGCUUACGCAAAGAUGGGGGACAUUUUGGGUGCCAAGCUGGCGUACGAGGUCGCGACAAGGAAGUUCAGAGAACUGGAAAGGACCGAGGAAGGGGGACGCUGGCUAAAGCACUCGGAGUAUAGCUUGCAGGUACUGAGUGCGGAAGAAUACGACGAAAGUCUGCUGGAGAUGCCGCAGGUAGAGUAG